GUCACGUGACCAGAAAUGAAGCAAACUGAUGGCAACAAAUUAAAUGCCGAAUCGCUAAAGAGGAAAUUGGAAGAGACUGUGACCGCAGCCAUGCCAGGUAUCUUGCUGGGAGACGUGUUUCCAAAUUUCGAGGCUGAUACAACAAUCGGCAAAAUAAAGUUUCACGACUUUUUGGGAGACUCAUGGGGCGUUCUUUUCUCCCAUCCUCGUGACUUCACGCCGGUGUGCACCACAGAACUGGCCUGUGCAGCCAAAGUCAGUGAUCAGUUUGUCAAGCGCAAUGUGAAGAUGAUCGCUCUGUCCAUUGACAGUGUGGAGGACCAUCUCAGCUGGAGCAAGGAUGUGAUGGCCUUCAACCCUGAAAAGGCUGGCUCUCCCAUGCCAUUCCCCAUCAUUGCGGAUCAUAACAGAAAGCUGUCAGUGCAGCUGGGGAUGCUGGACCCUGAUGAGCUGGACAAAGAUGGCAUGCCCCUGACUGCUCGUUGCGUCUUUGUGAUCGGCCCAGACAAGAAACUGAAGCUGUCUAUCCUUUACCCUGCAACAACGGGUCGUAAUUUUGAUGAGCUGCUGAGGGUCAUCGACUCCCUGCAGUUAACCGCCCAGAAGAAAGUUGCCACACCAGUGGACUGGAAGGUUGGCGAUAAGGUCAUGGUCAUCCCCUCCCUUUCUGAUGAGGAGGCAAACAAACUCUUCCCCGCUGGCUUCACCACUAAAGAAGUGCCUUCUGGGAAAAAAUACCUGCGUUACACACAGCCAUGAAGAAGGCUUGCUAGAAAGAUUUAACUUAGAAGAUCUGUUUGUUUACACAUUUUCACCAGUGAUGGCGAAGCAACAUAUCUUCUUCUAACCAAGCAGCAUCACAUAUACAAUAAAACACUGCCUUUGACAUGUCGGAACAAUUAAACAUAGUGCAAGAAUAUUCAUGGUGCCUUACUGUGCUGUAAACUAAAUAAAGAUCUUUUCUUACUGUAGAUA
Molecule: messenger RNA, 975 nt
Organism: Clupea harengus (Atlantic herring)
Lineage: Eukaryota; Metazoa; Chordata; Actinopteri; Clupeiformes; Clupeidae
Gene: prdx6
Product: peroxiredoxin 6
Biological process (GO): cellular oxidant detoxification; cell redox homeostasis
Cellular component (GO): mitochondrion; cytosol
Molecular function (GO): peroxiredoxin activity
Source: RefSeq, a predicted model, not a curated record